UCAGCCGAGCCACAUCAGCUCUGUCGUUCUCUGUCUCUCUCUCUCUCGAGGUCUACCUCUACCAAGUCGCCGGCUUCCGAGCGCGGGCAGAGCUCACCAACGGGUUCGUGGGGGAUUUCGCAGUGGCGCUGCUCGGUGGCGGUUGACGGCGGUCGUCGUGGUAGAGAUCCGGAGUGUUGGUCACGAGGACGGUAACGGUGUAACGCGGUGCCCACGUGGGAUUCGUACAACUUUCAUCCUAUCGAUCACUGCCGCUGCUGCUGUUGCUGCUGGUUACGGAAUCAGAGCCAGACAAAGGGACUGUACCUUCGCGACGCUCGAGUGUCACCGGCCAGGUAGUUGUGUUCGAGCGCCCGAUCCAAGAGCAAGCAUCCGCGCACCGUGAUCGUCCUGCGGGAAGUUGAUGCACCCCGAAAACCAGUUCCUCCAGUCCAGUGAAGUGCACAGAGUUUAGCCCUUCAGUUGGUGCGCCUGGCCUACUACGACCUGGCACUGGCUAGUUUUAGUGACUGAAAGUGGUUCAAAUCAACAGUUUACUUGGAUUACACGGACGACUACUAAUAGAACCCCGGCGUAUCAUCAUGCCACAACUGUCACCGCCGCUGGGAAACUUGGCGCACGUUGUCAUGGUGACGGUAUCGCUGCUCCUGUUUGCCCUGCUAAUCGCCGGACCGAACGGAGCGGCGAGUGGCCACCGGUUCGGCUACUCGAAGCCCGACCAGCGGCGCUGGUCGAAGGCGCACCAGAGCUGCGCCGGCAAGCACCAGUCACCGAUCGCCAUCAGCAGCAACCGGGCGCUACCGAUUUACAUGCCGGCCAUCGAGCUGGUCGGCUACAACAACCUCCUGCCGGGCCCGAUCACCGUGCACAACAAUGGUCAUUCCGUGUCCCUCGCGAUUCCGAAAACGGACCCCUCCGCGGGUAAGCACCCCUACAUCUUCGGGGGCAAGUUGCAGAACGAGUACGAGCUCGAAGGACUCCACUUCCACUGGGGCGACAAGAACAACCGCGGCUCGGAGCACGUGCUCAACGACGUCAGGUACCCGCUCGAGAUGCACAUCAUCCACCGGAACCGCAAGUACAAGUCGGUGGCCGAGGCGCUCGGCUACUCGGACGGUCUUACGGUGCUGGGCUUUUUCUAUCAGGUCACCGAGCACGACAGCCCGGAGAUUAACGGACUCGUGCGCUCGUUCGGGCUGAUCACCGACUACGACAAGGCGAUCCAGCUGAACCACACGUUCACGCUGCAGUCGCUCAUCGACGGCCUGGACACGACGCGGUUCUACACCUACAAGGGCUCCCUGACGACGCCACCCUGCUCGGAGGCCGUCACGUGGGUCGUCUUUCCCGAUCUGCUCGAGCUGUCCGUGCAUCAGAUGAAGCGCUUCCGUACGCUGGACACCGGCAUCCACGGGUCACCGAUGGUCGACAACUACCGGGCGUUGCAACCGAUCGGCAACCGGCGGGUGUUUGUGCGCAAGGUCAACGCCCGCUACACGGCGCUCGAGGCCCUCGACGAGGGUCACACCCACAGCAAGUGGGACUGGGUGUACUGAGGCGGCCACGAGGAGCGAACCUUCUGCCAGGUGGCACGAAACAUCCCAACACUAAACCCCAAACCGGAAGCUUGGGAACCAAAAGAACGAACAAAUGUGGCAUAGGUUGUGCCAUUUUUCUUAGAUUUAAUGCAGUGCAUGUUCUUCAUUCAUUUAAGACUAUAGAGUAUAUCGUUUGACAGUAGCGCAAGUGUUGAAACACACUGUUGUAAACGUAAAUAUAACGUAA
Messenger RNA from Anopheles cruzii, 1785 nucleotides. Its product is annotated as carbonic anhydrase 7-like. Gene Ontology annotation, cellular component: cytoplasm. NCBI's taxonomy places the organism in Eukaryota, Metazoa, Arthropoda, Insecta, Diptera, Culicidae. Gene Ontology annotation, molecular function: carbonate dehydratase activity; zinc ion binding. The transcript has 5 exons. Bases 582 to 1556 code for a protein of 324 amino acids. The record is from RefSeq and is a predicted model, not a curated record.